GAUUUCAUGGAGGUGGUUGCAAGCUACUUGUUAACAUUUCGUAGAAAUAACGACGUAGCGGAGAGAGGGACCCAGGAGUAUAUUUUGCUUUGAAUAUCGGCUUGGAGCUCGAUCCGAGGCUGAGAAGAUCAAGGUCUGUAAUUUAAGAUUGUUGCUCUGAAAAACACCGCCGGAAAAUAUGGAGGGCCGGUACCUGACCUCUGUUGCCGAGCCUGCUCCUCUUCUUCACACGCUUAGACAUGCACGUCGCACUGCCUUCAACCGUGUGUUUGCUGCUAUUUACUUGUGUGCCAUCUUAGCACUAUUCUAUCGACAUGGGCUCGAACUGAUCAUCCAUUCCACCACCUUGGCCUCCUUCCUCAUCUCCCUCGCCUUGUUCCUAUCUGAUGCCGUCCUUGCUUUUGUCUGGGUGACUCGACAAGGUUUCCUCAUGACUAUCGUUUAUCGAAAUGAAUAUCCUGAAAAUCUCGAAAAGGUUCUGAAGAAAAUGGAUUCUUUUCCGGCAUUAGAUGUUUUUAUAUGCACUGCUGAUCCGUACAAGGAGCCACCCAUGAGACUGGUGAGCACAACAUUAUCAGUCAUGGCUUAUGGAUAUCCGACGGAGAAGAUUUCAAUCUAUGUAUCGGAUGAUGGGGGCUCAGAGUUGACAUUGUUUGCUUGCAUGGAAGCUGCAAAAUUUGCUGGUCACUGGUUACCGUUCUGUAGGAAAAAUAAUAUAAUGGAGAGGAGCCCAGAAGCUUAUUUUGAAUCAAAUCACUCCUGGUCAUCAGAUAGUAAGCAGAUUAAGGAAAUGUAUGAAAGCAUGAAAGCAAGGGUAGAGGAAGUUGUUGAGAGAGGAAAAGUUGGCAAAGAGUAUAUCACUGAGGAGAUAGAGGGAAAAGCUUUCAGCAAAUGGACAGAUGGGUUUACUCGCCAAGAUCAUCCCACUGUCAUUCAGGUCUUAUUAGAGAGCAGCAAAAACAGAGACAUCACUGACUAUUUCAUGCCAAACCUCAUCUAUGUCUCCAGGGAAAAGAACAGCACUUCACCCCACAAUUUCAAGGCAGGUGCCCUAAAUGUCCUGCUUCGAGUGUCGGCCACCAUGACCAACGCACCCAUAAUCCUAACCUUGGACUGCGACAUGUAUUCUAAUGACCCACAAACACCUCUUCGUGCAUUGUGUUACCUAUUAGAUUCAGAACUUAGGUCCCAAUUAUCAUAUGUUCAGUUCCCUCAAAUUUUUUCUGGGAUCAACAAAGACGAUACUUACGGUUGUGAAUAUAAACGACCAUUUCAAACUAAUCCGUUGGGUUUGGACGGACUAUUGGGCCCUAAUUAUAUUGGAACCGGAUGUUUCUUCAAUCGACAAGUUUUCUUUGGAAGCCCAUCAUAUAUUGUGCCACCAGAAAUCUCCCAACUUGGGCCGAACCAUGUUGUGAACAAGCCUAUCCAGUCUCGAUCUAUUUUGGAAAUGGCACACAUGGUUGCUGGGUGCAAUUACGAGAACAACACCAAAUGGGGUUAUGAGGUGGGCUUCAGAUAUGGAUCACUGGUAGAGGACUUCUACACGGGAUUUCUGUUGCAUUGCGAAGGAUGGAGGUCCAUAUUUUGCAACCCAAAGAGGCCAGCCUUUCUGGGUGAUGCACCAAUCAGCCUCAUCAAUGCGCUAAACCAAUUGCAGAGAUGGAUCAUUGGUGCUUUUCAGGUUGGCUUCUCCAGUUUCAGUCCCAUAACUUAUGGCAUCAGUUCUGUGGGCCCUCUCAUGGGCCUUGCCUACAUGUAUUACUCCUUCUGGCCUCUUUCGUUUAUUCCCAUCACCAUAUAUGCCUUUCUCCCCCAACUAGCUCUUGUCCAUGGACUCGGUAUAUUUCCAAAGAUAUCAGACCCCUGGUUUCUCUUAUAUGUGUUUCUUUUCCUUGGAGCCUAUGGACAAGAUCUCCUUGAAUUUAUAGUUGAGGGAGGAACAGUUCAAAGGUGGUGGAACGAUCAAAGAAUGUGGAUGAAAAGAGGACUUUCAUGCUGCGUGUUCGGGUUUCUCGAGUACUUUCUCAAGUGUUUAGGCAUUUCCACAUAUGGUUUCGGUUUGACAAGCAAAGUGGUCAAUGAUGAACAAAGCAAAAGAUAUGCCCAAGGUAUCUUUGAAUUUGGAGUCUCUUCACCCAUGUUGGUGCCAUUCACAACCGGAGCCAUAAUUAACUUAGCCUCUUUUUUAACGGGGCUCAUGCGAGUUUUAAGAGGGAUCAGCAACGUGGAGGGACUGUUUCUGCAGAUGUUCAUAGCAGGUUUUGUGGUGGUGAAUUCCUUCCCAAUUUAUGAAGCCAUGGCCUUAAGGAGUGAUAGAGGAAGAAUGCCCCUCAAAACUACUAUGAUCUCGACAGGUCUUGCAUUGGCCCUUUAUAUGCUAGUUUCCCUAAUUCCUCUGAGGAAUUGAAAUUGGGAGCUAACAUUAGAAGCUUAUGUCAUCCUAGAAUUCAUUGUACGAGUCUGGGUUGAACACAACAUUAGUGGACUGCUGGCAGCUUAGACACACAGAUUAGGUACUUCUUGAAUCUACUUAAUUCUAAGACCCCAUUUGUGUCAAGUUACAAUGAGAAUGCAUGAGUGUCAAGUUUCACGUCGGUGUUUAAUUUAUUAGGUGUCUGAAA
Juglans microcarpa x Juglans regia is the source of this 2624-nucleotide messenger RNA. RefSeq names its product cellulose synthase-like protein G3. Bases 179 to 2410 code for a protein of 743 amino acids. Gene Ontology annotation, biological process: plant-type primary cell wall biogenesis; cellulose biosynthetic process. The record is from RefSeq and is a predicted model, not a curated record. NCBI's taxonomy places the organism in Eukaryota, Viridiplantae, Streptophyta, Magnoliopsida, Fagales, Juglandaceae. Gene Ontology annotation, cellular component: plasma membrane; trans-Golgi network. Gene Ontology annotation, molecular function: cellulose synthase (UDP-forming) activity; mannan synthase activity. The transcript is spliced from 7 exons.